Messenger RNA from Aspergillus bombycis, 1497 nucleotides. Its product is annotated as putative carboxylesterase. NCBI's taxonomy places the organism in Eukaryota, Fungi, Ascomycota, Eurotiomycetes, Eurotiales, Aspergillaceae. The record is from RefSeq and is a predicted model, not a curated record. The transcript has 5 exons. Bases 1 to 1497 code for a protein of 498 amino acids.
AUGGCUACAACAACCAUCCAAACGAAGCACUUGGGGCAGAUCCGGGGUAAGACCGCCGAAGGCGUAACACAGUUUCUGGGGAUCAAGUACGCCACUCUGGAAGAUAGACUUGCCGACGCGCAACUUGUGGAGAAGCACGAUGGCGGUAUCGUCGAUGCGACAAAGGACGGGCCGACAGCUAUCUCACCUUCGUUCGGAUGUGAUGUAGAGCAGGCCGCCAUACAGCAUACCCUGCCCCAGAAAGAGCUCCCGCAGUCGGAUAUCGACUGUCUCAAUUUAAACAUUGCUGUCCCUGAAGGCACAACCGCAUCUUCGAAACUUCCAGUGUUCUUCUUUAUUCAUGGUGGUGGUCUACAGAUCGGGGCCAAUUCAUGGCCGCAACUUGAGUUUAUGCGUUUUGUAAAACUGUCAGCUGACAAGAAUUUGCCCGUUAUCGCGGUCUCGAUCAACUAUCGGUUAGGGGUGUUUGGAUUCUUGACUUCCGAUGAGCUUCGAAAGGUUGGCUAUAAAUCUAACAACGGCCUCCGGGACCAAAGAGUCGCACUUGAAUGGGUGCGGAGACAUAUUGCAGAUUUUGGCGGAGAUCCAGAAAAUGUUACAGCGGCUGGAGAAAGCGCUGGUGCAGCAUCGGUGACAUAUCACCUGGACUCCAAAGUUUCUCUUUUUAAGAGAGCUAUUGCGAUGAGCGGCAGUUACCUCUUCACCCAAGCUUUGCCAUAUGGUAUUCAUGAGCAGAAUUAUCAACAAGUUAUAUCGGUACUGGGUUUGGAAAAUACGAGCACAGAAGAGAGAAUUCAGACUCUGUUAGAAAAGCCAGCACAAGAGCUGAUUGCUAAAUUGCCUCCCUCGGUUUUGGCUGCCCCCGCUAUAGACGGCGACCUGGUAGCAUCGGCCGCUACACAUGCUCAAACAGCUGAUAGAACAUCUGAAUUCACAAAGAGAGGAAACUGGUGCACUGAGUUGAUAAUUGGCGACUGUCAGAUGGAUGCGAGUAUUGUGGGGUUAAUCAUGCCAAACCUGAAGAAAAACUGUGCAGAGAAAUUUACCAUGGCAAUAAACAAGGUACUAUCAUCGCAACCGGAUGUGGCACAACUUAUCCUAGGCGAAUAUGGUAUCAGCAAGGGUAUGCCCGACGACGAGGCGUUACCUGCAGUACUUAAUUACGUCAAUGAUAUCUGUUUCUUUGCACCUGUUCUGACUCUCACACGGGGUUGGAGGGGGAACUCUCACGUUUAUUAUUUCAACGAAGGGAACCCCUGGGAGGGCCCAUGGCAAGGAAAGGCAACUCACAUUCUUGACGUUGCUUAUCUAACCCAAAACUUUCAAGAGUUCAUGACACCCUCCCAGCAGCUUGUUGCCACCGCAUUUGCAGAAGACUUCUUCAAGUUCUGUCAUGGCACCAGCCCGUGGCCUGCAGUCACAAACGGUGAUAUUACCACCGAUUUUACGGCUAGGUGUAUGGGCCCAGCUCUGAAGGGCAUGGUGUUGGGCAAGUGA